Molecule: messenger RNA, 1081 nt
Organism: Electrophorus electricus (electric eel)
Lineage: Eukaryota; Metazoa; Chordata; Actinopteri; Gymnotiformes; Gymnotidae
Source: RefSeq, a predicted model, not a curated record
UUUAAAUGGCUGCUGAGCCACGAAGUGGGAUAUGCCGUCAUGGUGUUGGCGGUCCAUCAAACAGGGACAGGUCCUCCUCUCCUGGGUGGGAGGACCAACGUCUCGUCGGCUUCGGGGAACAUCAGAGCGUCUCGUAUAGGGACCUGUAUGAGGAUAAGGACAGUUAGAAGAGGAGUUACGUCCUGUGGAUCUGGCGGCAGAAGGUUAGGCCUGAGAGCAAGAUGGAGGCACUGCAAAAAAGCAGGCGUCUUCAGCCAUCGGAGUUCCAAAGCCAGGCGCGCACAGGAGCCUUCCUACGCCAAGCUGCUGGCUGUGUCCAUGGAACUGGAUGCUGAAGCUAUAAUGGGAAGGACUUGGAAGUGGUCAGCUCUCUUGUCCUCGACUCCAGAGGUCCCUGCACCACCCCAGCGCUCCCUGCAGAUGGCUGAACCGGAAAAGCAGACUUCGCAAAUGCAGCCAAUGCCCACUGCUGAGGUGCUUCUGCCUGAGGGCUGGAAGCAGAUGCUGCCCAGAGAGCAGCAUCAGUGGGUGAGCUGGGUGCUCUUCAACAGAGAGCAGUCUGGGAGGCCAGUGCUGACCAAGAAUCUACGUCUGUGGUGGUCGCCUCCCGGACCCUGGCUGGUUUACAUGCAACCUCCGUCUUUGUUCAACGCCUUCUUUCACAGCAGACUGUUCCUGUGGAUGCCGUACCGCAUGUCGGCAUUCAAGCUGCUUUACGCACAACCCGAGUGCCGUCGGCUGGUCCAUAAGCUGACGGCCUGUGGGCUGUACAAGACUUUCCGGAGGGUUUUGGAUUUCAGUGGCUGGUACUUCAUGGCCACUGUGAAUCUGUAGUGCCGCUGCUGUAAGAAGAAGGUGGCGGGCUAGUCGCAGGACAUAUUGGAUCAGCUGAACCCCGUCCAUUGGGCGAAGUUCCCAGUGGUUCUGACAUACGUGUGUGUGUGUGUGUGUGUGUGUGUGUGUGAGAGAGAUAUUUUGUGAUGGAUUAAUGUGUGACCUGUUGGUUCCUCUGUGUGAUUUUGUGUUGGCAUUCUUUAGCCUGUCCUGCGACAAGGGGGUCGUUUGCCUGAUGCGGGGUCGC